UUGUGGAAUUCAGUGAGAUUAGGACUCUGCCUCAUUCUUCCCUUGUUCUCUGAGCACAAGUUAUCUCACAGUUUUCUUGCAAAACCGCAGAGAAACCAACACUCAACGCAAAACAUCCACUUCUUCAUUGUCACAGUGUUAUCACACAGACAAAGUGAAGUCAUGUUACGUAGAAGCUCUCGACUGACCGACGCAGGAUACUAUAACCAUCUAGGACAACCAGUCAUUUCCUACAGGGAGACUUCUACCUACAGAAGACCUAAGAGGUUUGCCUCAGACAAUCGAAAAGACACCACCAAGAAAAAGGUCAGGUUUGUACUUGAGGCCAAAGAGGCCAGCAGGGUCAGCGGGGCCAACGAGGACAGCAGGAACAGCAGGAACAGCAUUAAUCGCUGGCUGUUCUUCAUGCUGUUCGUGAGUCUUGGAAUUGUAUACUUCACCCUGGCUAUAUCCAUGAACAGCAACUCUCUGGAUACGGUCUUGAGCAGAACUGAAGGUCUGGAGCAGCAGAUGAGAAUGCUGCAGGUGGAGAUGCUGAGGAUCAAAGAGCUGCCAUCAUGGGACUCCAUGCCCAACUUUGCUCUGGAGUCGCAAGGGGCCCGUCUUUUAGCUCAUGUAUCCUCGAAAACAUACCAGAGCACAGAACCAACCUUUUCCAUUCCUAUCUGGAAUUUCCCCAUACCUUUUUGGAGACCAGCUGCAGACCCCAGUAUUGUGACUCAGGCAGGACCAAUCGUGGUUGGACGCUGCUGGCCAUUUCAUGGUGAGAGUGGACAUUUAGUCAUAGCUCUGUCCCACCCAGUCAACAUCAGCCAUGUGACACUGGGUCACAUUUCAAAGACCGUGUCGCCAACUGACAACAUCUCAAGCGCCCCAAAAAUGUUUGCUGUCUAUGGCAUGAAGACUGAAGAGGAUGAAGGUACCCUACUAGGAACCUUUCUUUAUGAUCAGGACGGCGAGUCAUUGCAGACUUUCAAACUGUCUGAGCAGGAAGCAGGUGUCUUCAACCAUGUGAAGCUGCAAGUCGAGAGCAACUGGGGAAAUCCUGACUACACUUGCCUCUACAAUUUCAGGGUCCAUGGGACCACAUAGAACAGUGUUUGCUCCUAUAUAUAGUUAUAAUAAAAAUAAAUUGUAUUAUAAAUGUU
Molecule: messenger RNA, 1148 nt
Organism: Sebastes umbrosus (honeycomb rockfish)
Lineage: Eukaryota; Metazoa; Chordata; Actinopteri; Perciformes; Sebastidae
Product: SUN domain-containing protein 1-like
Exons: 9
Coding region: 163-1092 (309 amino acids)
Biological process (GO): nuclear envelope organization
Cellular component (GO): nuclear envelope; meiotic nuclear membrane microtubule tethering complex
Molecular function (GO): protein-membrane adaptor activity
Source: RefSeq, a predicted model, not a curated record